Molecule: messenger RNA, 6132 nt
Organism: Trematomus bernacchii (emerald rockcod)
Lineage: Eukaryota; Metazoa; Chordata; Actinopteri; Perciformes; Nototheniidae
Gene: cdk14
Product: cyclin-dependent kinase 14
Exons: 15
Coding region: 360-1772 (470 amino acids)
Biological process (GO): protein phosphorylation
Cellular component (GO): cytoplasm; nucleus; cytosol
Molecular function (GO): cyclin binding; cyclin-dependent protein serine/threonine kinase activity; ATP binding
Source: RefSeq, a predicted model, not a curated record
CGCCUGGGACUCUGAGAGAAGAAAGAGAGAGAGAGCUAUAUGUCAUUUACAGGAUAUCAACCCAAAAGAUAGAAAGACGCAGCAGAUUGGCGCAGCGCAUUACGCACGGACUCCACUUUGGAUGCCUCACUGCUAUCGCCUCCUUGGAGAUGUAGUUGCAUUCUUGAGAAAAUCCCAAGAAGGCAUUUGUUGUUACUAGUUGAUGAGAGGAGUGAGAGCUGUUCAGGCUCCGUUUCCUGUUUGCCAGCGCGCCGCAGCUGGCUGAACCCCGCAGGGCGCUCCAACCCCCGGACCCCCGGACCCCGAGCCCUGGACCCCCGAUCCCCGGACCCCGGACCCCUCACCACAACCUCCGGACAAUGUGCGACCUGAUGCCAGCCUCACAGGCCCCGCAGAAGAUCGGGAAAAUGAAAAAGUUGAGGAGAACUUUGUCGGAGAGUUUCAGGAGUAUUGCUUUCAAGAAAGAGGACAGCGGCUUUGAUGAGAUAUGUGUCACAAAGAUGUCCACACGCAGCUGCCAGGGAACAGACUCUGUCAUCAAGCCCCUGGACACCAUACCUGAGGACAGGAAGGUGAGAGUGCAGCGCACGCAGAGCGGCUUCGACCCCUUCGAGAAGCCCGUCAGCCAGGUGAAGAGGGUCCACUCGGAGAACAAUGCCUGCCUCGCCGCCAAGACCACGUCCGCCAGCAAGGAGUCGCCCAAACUGCGCCGGCACUCCAGCCCCAGCUCUCCUACAAGCCCCAAGUUUGGAAAGGCAGACUCCUAUGAGAAGCUGGAGAAACUGGGAGAGGGAUCCUAUGCUACAGUUUACAAAGGAAAGAGCAAGGUGAAUGGGAAGCUGGUGGCUCUGAAGGUGAUCCGUCUGCAGGAGGAGGAGGGGACGCCUUUCACCGCCAUACGAGAGGCAUCCCUCCUGAAAGGCCUGAAGCACACAAACAUCGUGCUCCUGCAUGACAUCAUCCACACCAAGGAGACCCUGACGCUGGUCUUUGAAUAUGUGCACACAGACCUGUGUCAGUACAUGGACAGACACCCUGGGGGGCUCCACCCGGACAAUGUGAAGCUGUUCUUGUUCCAGUUGCUGAGAGGCCUGUCCUACAUCCACCAGAGGUACAUCCUGCACCGCGACCUGAAACCACAGAACCUGCUCAUCGGAGACACCGGAGAGCUGAAACUCGCUGACUUCGGCCUGGCCAGAGCCAAGUCGGUCCCCAGCCACACCUACUCCAACGAGGUGGUGACCCUGUGGUACCGGCCCCCUGAUGUCCUGCUGGGAUCCACAGACUACUCCACCUGCCUGGACAUGUGGGGAGUGGGCUGCAUUUUCGUUGAGAUGAUCCAAGGAGUGGCUGCCUUCCCCGGGAUGAAGGACAUCCAGGACCAGCUGGAGAGGAUAUUCCUGGUCAUCGGCACCCCGUCAGAGGAGACCUGGCCUGGUGUUAAUUCUCUGCCUCACUUCAAACCAGACCGCUUUACAGUGUACAGCCCCAAGAAGCUCAGACAAGCCUGGAAUAAGUUGGGCUACGUGGACCACGGCGAGGAGUUGGCCUCCAGGUUCCUCCAGUGCUUCCCAAAGAACCGGCUGUCUGCCCAGGCAGCGCUGAACCACGAGUACUUCAGCAACCUUCCUCCGCGGCUCUGUGAGCUGCAGGACAUAUCUUCUAUCUUCACCGUACCAAAUGUCAAGCUGCAGACAGAGAGCGGGGACAGCAUACAGGUGUGUGCGCGCAGGAACAGCCAGGGGAAGGCUUCCUCUGGAGGCAAGCACUGACCUGAGGCAGCAUCCUGCUGACAGGCGGCUGCUGUAAAGAAAGCUGAAGACAGAGAUGCUGAGACGGAGCAUCCAGACGAGCGGAGGAGCCCCAGUUCUCUUUAUUUAUUACCUUCACAAUGUGUGUGAGUGGGUGUGUGUGUGCGUGCGCGAGUGCCGUGUGCACGAGAAAGCAUAAGCAUCGAGUAUAGAUAUGAAUGCAUGUGAGCAUUAUGAACGGUACCUAAGAUUUCAGGCUAUUAUUUGCAUACGAAUUUUUGUUUACUUUUUAUAAAGUCACUCAUAUAUCACGGUUACAGUAUAAACAAAUGGACUUUACUAUUGGUACAUAGUGUGUUUUGUGUUUUUAACUAGCCUCCUAUUUAAGAAUGUAUAUUUCUAUGUAUGAUAUACUCAUCUAGAAACUAUGUAAUGGACAAUUUCAAUAUUGCUUCAUCUUUUCACCACUUUACUGCUCAUGCCAAGACACACAACUCAACAAACACACACAGGAGACGUGCAUACAAGCAAACAUCUUCUAGUAAACAAAAACAAUGCAGACCACGAAAUAAUUCGUUUUCCAUUUCUUUCUUACCAGAUGUAACUGUAAUGUGUGGAACCGCAGAGCGAUAGUAAUAAUAAUAAUAAGGGGUUUCUGCUGGUGUAACACAUCCUCUGGCAGCCAUUUUGGAGGUGCUUCUUUAAUUGCUGAGAACAGCUAACGUUAUUUUACAUGUUAAGAAAUGGUUCAUAUGCAUCUAGUUUAAAGGCUGUACUUCCAUUUAAUGACUGGUACACACGGCUGAUAGCUUUAAGCUAGUGGUAAAUCGUGGGUUUGUGUUUUUACUUACCAUUUUAUUAUUGGUGUUUUCCUUAUGGGAAAUAAUAAUAAAAGAUACAUCUGUAAACUGUUGAUACUGCAGAAUACCUCAAACUGCAACCAAGAUCAAUAAUUAUUCUCUGUAUUAAGAGUUUUCGAACAGUUUACAUAACUGUCCAACUUUCCCAGAGGCAAGAAAAGCAAUUUGUAUGUGUGACAUCAUGUCAGUGUAGUCUGUGAGGCCUCUGGGCUGAAGGAAAGAGACUCAUCUGCAUAUACAACGCGCCACACAACACGUACAAAAUACAAAAAAGAUCAAAUAUAUUUGCAUAUUUGGUGCAUCCAUUAACUAACAAGCCUCACAUUUUCUCAUUUGCACUUCGAAAUAGUUGUAGACAUGGGUUUCUAAUAUUUGCUAUUAAUACUUUUUGUGGACUUUUCAAUAUUUGCAAUGCAACAGAAACGUUUGUGAGUGAAAUAUUAUCAUAUCCAUUAGAAUGAUGGCCAAACCCUUGUGGUAAAAUAGUUGAUGUAAUGUUUCAAAUGGACCCCCAUGAGUUCAGUGUCAGCUGGAAGCCCCUCUGACGUAGAAGGUCUCUGCUGGAGAUGUUGACGGUGCACACAUAAGAAACAGGGACAGCACCAACCAGUGUGCAAUAACCUUACUGAGGACAGCUGAAAGUGUGUGUGUGGUUUGUGUAUGUGUGUGUUUUAGUGUAUUAAACAUGGGCAAUAGCUAAGCAUUGGUGCUUCCAUCCAUGCAUAUGAGCUAAUGUACAAAGGAUUAAAUACCAAGGCAAUAGUUUGUGUGGCCUGUCGUUGAUUUAGCCCAGGACAAUCCUCCCUUUCACUUUAUCUAAUACCAUCCAAAUAUCUGCAAUAUUCUAUCAGGAUCAGAAGAUUUAUGACAAUAACUGCAGAUUUUUUUAGUUCAUCUGACUAAAAUUGAAUGAGUCUUAGUCCGUCUUUCGAGUUAUUCGACUAGUGUUGAUCUGAUAACUGCUUGAUUCAAACUUGUCGGUUGUAUUGUUGAGGACUGAAGGAAGUGUUGUACAUUAGUUUGGAUCAGUGGUCCUAAAGAAUUCUGCCAGCAGCAAUAGUGGAGGCCAAGCAUUCUGCCAAACGGGCCUGAUACGUUUUAAGAUGAAUCAGGAGCUAUUUUUAUCCGGCAAAUUAAACAAGUGUAUGGAUGAGUGAGUUUCAGUGUGUGGUAGUGUGUGUGCAGUAUGUGAGAUAUAGGGGGUGGUUAACGUUGAUCAAUCCCUCCUCCACAUACAGAGACUGCUCUUACAUGUGUGCCCCUCAACAUCCUACCCUUAGUUAACGUUGUCAAACUUUUUAAGACUCAAUACGAAAGUCAGAUGUAUAACGUGAUAUCAUCUGCAAAGAAGUUUAUACUAUUUUAUGCUCUUUCUUUUUAUGUUUGGUGUGAAAAUAUCUGAAUAUUACAGCUUAGAUGUAUGGUGAUAAUUGUGAAGUACUAUCAAUACAAUGGCUUCCUCUUUAACAAUAAUAUUGGCACUGCACUGUUGAUUCGCCGAAGAGAGGAGGCUGCAAAUAAACGAUUGAGAACUGUUGAUGGUUAUAAUGUUGCUCCACGGCCUAUCAAACACACUCACACACACAUUUAUAAUAUAGAUGUCUUGCCUGCUAGAUUACCCUUCAGCUACAGUACAGUGUAACCCUGCAGCCCCCAGCUGCUGUUUGCGUUGCAGUCUGUUGCAUUCAAGGACAGGGGGGGGCUUUCUUCAUGUCUAUCAUUAUAUAACACUCGCGUAAUGUAAUCAUCCCUCUUCUCCAUACCUGCUAUGAAGUGAUAUAUUUCAAAAUGCAUUCCAAAGUUCAGCUGUAACUAAUAUGGGGCUUCCACAGUCUGAGAUAGCCUAACUUGUGGAAGUUAGUUGACACACAUUUCUCUCAAGAAAAAUAGCUCAUAUGUUUCUGUGUUUUUUUAAAUCUUCCAAUGAGUUGGGAGAUUCACGAAAAAUAUCAUUUGUAAAGUUUGGCUGAGGUAGAAAACGUAGUGUAUCAACAUAAACAACAUUGACUCAGCAAUGAGAUCAGGAUGUACAUGAAGCUUCACUGAAGAGAGGAAAAAUGAAACAUAAAUUCUGUAGUAUAUGGAAAGGACUUUGACUAGCGUCUUGUUGUGCUGAAUAUUAUUUUUGGCUGAACUUUGGAUUGGAUUUGUGCACAGAACAACGACUGUAGACUUUUCCUAUAACUUUUACAGUAUAACAACUUCAGUUAAGAUUAACAAAAAAUAUAUAUCUGAUCUUAUCAUUUAAAGGAGGGAAAGCAAUGACGAGAAAGAAUCUGAUCAUGAAGUGCUCUGACUGAGUUCCACAGAGAGGGUAGUGGCUCUGAGGCAAAAUAAACCAUUGACUCCCCAAACAGCGUUUUGAAAAUGCACUUGAAAUAAAAAUCAGUUUGCCCUACAUUCCAACCUGUAUGGUCCCUUUUAUGCACUUGCUUUACCCUUAAUGAUAAAUAUAUAUAUAUAUAAAUACACAUGUAUACAGUGUACUGUAUAACUAUCUUGCUUUUCCUGACGCAAAGCAAACCAGCCCAUCUUACAAAUGUAAAUAUCAUCCCUCGAUUCUAACCUUUACCACAGAUUGAGGAGAGCUCAUAGAAACGCUGUACUGGAAGAUAUCUCGCAGGUUCUUACGUUCAGUAAGCACAGCCAGGCUGUGAUUGUGCGGCAGAAAAAAAGGGGACGAGAGGGGUGGGUAAAGCUAGCGAAGCGCCAUGACAGAAGAGGGUUAAUACCAUGGAGCUAUGCUAAGAUUGCCCAGCCUCGUGUGGCUUUAAGGGGUCGACGGCAGUAUUAGCAGCUGAAUUAUUAUGUUGGCAUGAUUCUCCUUUCGGUGUGGCACACAUCGCUUUGUUUGCCCCUCAACACUCUUACUAGUCUUGUACAAAAACGUAUAUUUUUUAGUCCUGUGUGAGCAGAGUUCCUAAAGGCACUUAAAUGUUAGUCAUAUAUUUCAUUAAAAAAAGUCAAGGAAAGACUGGUGGAGUUGCACAUAUAGCACUGUGACAGAAAAAAUGUUAUUCUAGAAAGGUCAUAGGUGGAAAUGGAUCAGUUGGUGACACACCUUCAAUGAAGGCAAAACGUGAUGCUUCCACUUUGUUUGUAUACAGGGUUGCAAAGGUCCCCUUCCCUAAAUGCUAUCAAAGAGAAAUCAUAUCUGUUUUUUGGCUUUCUUUAUCUCGAGGGGGGGGGGGGGGGUGGUCUUGGUAGGAAAAACAUUUGGAACACUUCCAACGUGCAUCCUCGCUGUGCUGAACAAUGAAUCUGUGUUUGCAACUUUUUUCAAUGAAGCUUCUCUUGCGUUUUCUUUUUGUAUGCUGCACUGAAAAUAGAUGAUUUUCACUAGUGGUUUGGAAAACAGAAAUGUUGUCGGUCACUUCAUCCAGUGAACAAUAUAGAAUACAGUAGAAUAGCUGUUGCAUUAUUUGUUACGACCCGUAUGUACUGUUAUUAUGGAAGAUGUAAUGUCCUUCUGUAAAUGUUGUUUAAUGUUGUUUUACCUGAAAUAAAAUGUAUUAAUGCUU